Messenger RNA from Limulus polyphemus (Atlantic horseshoe crab), 2195 nucleotides. Its product is annotated as ecto-NOX disulfide-thiol exchanger 2-like. The record is from RefSeq and is a predicted model, not a curated record. Gene Ontology annotation, cellular component: plasma membrane; external side of plasma membrane. Lineage: Eukaryota; Metazoa; Arthropoda; Merostomata; Xiphosura; Limulidae. Gene Ontology annotation, biological process: ultradian rhythm. The coding region runs from base 237 to 2180 and encodes 647 amino acids. The transcript is spliced from 13 exons. Gene Ontology annotation, molecular function: RNA binding; protein-disulfide reductase activity.
AACUACUAUGGGAAUUUUGUACCAACGUCAGAAAAGGGUAUUCAAAUUAAAACUUCUCAAAGUUGACCAGGUCUGUGUCAAGUUUCACUUUCAAAUAUGUAAUGAAAUGCUAAAACAUGUAUUUUUGAUUUUGCAUAUGUGAGGUGACCUUCCUAAGAUGAUCCUGCUAAAUGACCAGACUUAUAAAGGGAACUUAUAAAGGUGCACGUGUGUGUGUGUGUGUGUGAGCAUUAGAUAUGUCCCAAGCAGGAAAUAUGAUAGACCCAGCAAACAAUAAUGCUCCUUUGGAGUUUAAUGUGAAUAAAAACAAACCAACUUUCACCAUUGCUGACCAAAAGGAGGAAUCAUCAUCAGCAAAUUAUGAAGGACAAUCCUCAUCAACAAAUCAGAGUGAAGGACGGAGCAAGAGUAGAGGAUGGAGCCGGAGAGGUGGUCGCGGACGUUUUCGUGAUAGAGACAGGGCAGUAACAAAUGAAAGAAAAGAUGAUGACAUGCUUUUAACCAAUGAAGGAAACACAGUAGAACAGCCUUAUCAGUCAUUCAACUCGAUGCUCUCUGCUCCCAUGGGUAACAAUAAUAUAUCUGGGUUGAUGCCACAGCCUGAUCUUUCUCAGUGGAAUGUCAUGAAUGCAUUUAAUAUGAUGGGCUUGGUUCCAGAUUCCAACAUGUUGAAUAUGAUGGGAAUGUGUGGCUUUGGUCAGUUUGGCUUUAUGGGAACACCAGAUAUGAAUAUGAUGAAUUCUGGCAUGAUGGUUCCAGGAGCUCCUAUAAAAGAAAUCAUACGUCAUAAGAGUUGCGUUUUAUACCCACCAAAAGCAAAUGCCCCUCCCCCUUCAACACGAGAAAGACCACCUGGCUGUAGAACUGUUUUUGUUGGAGGUUUACCAGAAAAUGCUACAGAGGAAGUUAUAAGGGAAGUUUUUGAGCCUUGUGGGCCAAUAUCAAAGAUUCGUAUGAGCAAGAAGAAUUUUUGCCACAUUCGAUUUGAAAAUGAAGUUUUUGUAGAUGCUGCAAUAUUUCUGUCAGGUUAUCGAAUGAAAUUAGAAGACAAAGAUGAUGCUCCAAAUACUGGACGCCUUCAUGUGGAUUUUGCACAAGCACGAGAUGACCAGUAUGAGUGGGAAUGUCAGCAACGGGCAAUUCAGCGAGAAUAUCGUCACAGAGAACGUAUGGAGCAGGAAAUGUUUUGCCCACCUAGUCCACCUCCUGUUGUGAAUUACUCAGACCAUGAAGCUUCUCUCCUUCAUGAACAACUACGAGGAGACGAGUCUUUCCAAAAUUCUGUUCAAGUUUUAAUCACGUGGCUAGAAAGGGGUGAAUGUAAUAAACGUAACUGUGGCCAGUUUUAUUCUAUGAUCCAGAGCACUAACAGUCAUGUCCGACGCCUCACAAAUGAGAAAAUGCAGUAUGAGGAAGAGUUGAACAAGGCCAGGCAGCUGCUAAAACAACGCAUUCAAGCCAUUAUAAUCCAGUUCAAUCUGAUAGAGAAGGUAUUCACGACCUCCAGUCACCAAAAAGUCAGAGACCAUUUCACCAAGGCUCAAAGGAAGAACAUCGACAUGUGGCAUAAACAAGCUGUGGAAAUAAAGAAUGCCCAGCUGGAAGAAGUCCUAAAUGAAAGAAAAGAGGAUGAAAUGGAUGUGAGUGAUGAAGAAGGUGGGGAUCAGCCAGCAGUAAAAAAGAUUCGGGUUGAGCAAGGAGAAGGGUUCCAUAUUUCUUACGAUGUAACUAACCAGCUGGUAAAUAAUCUGAAAGAAGAAAAUGAUGCUUUGCGCUGUCAGCUUGAAGCUUAUAAGAAUGAAGUGGAAGUGCUGAAAGCAGAAGGAAAGCAAGAUCAAGACAUGAGAGAAAAACAGCUGAAGGUAAUCCAGCAAGCUAUGCAGGGGAUGCAGCAACAGCUUCUAGCAGUCACUCAGCAGAAAAAGAAAGACGAGGAAGAAAUUUUAAAGCUUCGAAAGAUGGUAAAGAAAAUAGAAAUUGCAAAGAAAUCAGAUGUGACUGAAAAAGAUGAAAAUGAAGCUGGGGAAGAAGAAAGAGUUAAGGUUGAUGUUAGUGACCAACAAAAACCUGAUGAGGAAUGUGAAGUGGAAGGGGCUUUACAAACAGAGAUCUCAUCUUCGAGUGAGCCUACUCUGGAGGUCACAGAGAAAGAUGCUCGGUUGAUUGGUAAGUUUACUUGAAGUGUUGUAAUUGUU